AUGAUUCUCAAGCCGAUCAAACUGUACUGGCGAAACCAUGUCCCCAACCCUUCCAAGGUCCUCAUCAUUCUCGAGGAGCUGAGCCUCCCUUACGAGACUUCAUGGGUUGAGCUUGAUGGCCUCAAGAAGCAGCCCUACACCGAUGUCAACCCCAACGGCCGCGUUCCGGCCAUCGAGGACCCCAACAGCGGCAUUACGCUCUGGGAGUCUGGCGCCAUUGUCCAGUACUUGAUCGACACGUACGACAAGGACAACAAGAUCUCGUACAGCAGCUUCCCCGAAAAGUACCUCACGGUGCAGUGGGCGUACUUUCAAGCCUCUGGCCAGGGCCCUUACUUUGGCCAAGCCGCAUGGUUCAACCUCUUCCAUGAAGGCGCAUACGGCGAGUCCCCCGAGUCGGCCAAGAUCCGCUACGGCAACGAGGUCAAGCGCAUCGCCGGCGUCCUCGACGGCGUGCUGGCCAAGUCGGAGUGGCUCGUGGGCGACAAGUGCACGUACGCCGACCUGGCCUUUACCAUGUGGAACAUGCAGAUUGCCUUCUUCAUGGGCAGCCGCACGGGGGAGCACGCGUGGGACCCGGAUGCGUUUCCGCAUUUCACGAGGUGGCAGAAUGCGUGCUUGGCCAGGGCCAGUGUCAAGAAGGUUGUGAGUGUGUUGGGCGAGCAGGAGGUUAAGAGCGGCUGA
Messenger RNA from Trichoderma reesei QM6a, 684 nucleotides. RefSeq lists its product as uncharacterized. NCBI's taxonomy places the organism in Eukaryota, Fungi, Ascomycota, Sordariomycetes, Hypocreales, Hypocreaceae. The record is from RefSeq and is a predicted model, not a curated record. The transcript is spliced from 4 exons. Bases 1 to 684 code for a protein of 227 amino acids.